UUACUUCAUCAAAGGGUCAAAUAUUUGAUGUAUAUUAUCGGCAGCCAAUAUUGUUUACUGUUGUUCACAGAUCGUCAAUUUUUCAGCGUUUUCUAACAGAAAGAGAUGUCAUCUGGUGAAGAACCCGAACAAGAUAUUCAACCGGGGACUGUAUUGGAAGUAAGAAUAACAAGAAACCCUGGAGAGGGGUUUGGUCUAAAUAUAGUUGGCGGUAUAGAUUCAAGGGAAAUUGGAAAUAAUACCAGUAUCUUCAUAUCCUCAAUAAACACAUAUGGUCCUGCCGCAUCUUGUGGACAGUUGGACGUUGGCGAUCGAUUGCUACAGAUAAAUGAAUUUAGUUUAAUAGGAGUGACCCAUUCAGAUGCUGUAGAUGCAUUCAGAAAUGCUGGAACAACUAUCAUACUAAGAAUAGAAAAAUUUGCUCAGCAAUUACUAGUGGCUAAACUUUCAACAGAUAAUGUACAGUGUAGCGCAACGUUUGGAGAAAGAAUGAGAAACUUUAUGAAUUCUUGGGCUGGAGCAGUUUUCAUUGGAACAACAGCUGGGGCCCUUGUCAUGUAUACAGUAUCUAAAUAUUGGAAAUUUAAUUUGAAAUAAACUUAGUACCAACAGACUACAUCUAUACAUAUAUAAUCUUUUAUCAACUCAUAAUAUAUUAACAUAAUAUAUUUUGUAUAUAAUGCAUCAACUUGAUUAUUUUAAUAUCACAUGUAUUUUCUUAAAAAUUAGUUUAGGCUUCAUUUGGCUAAGGGAAUAAUAAACAAUGUGAAACGAAACUGAAAAUAUUCUCCGAUUUGAUGUAUGAAAUAUU
Messenger RNA from Dendronephthya gigantea, 811 nucleotides. RefSeq names its product synaptojanin-2-binding protein-like. NCBI's taxonomy places the organism in Eukaryota, Metazoa, Cnidaria, Anthozoa, Malacalcyonacea, Nephtheidae. The transcript is spliced from 4 exons. Gene Ontology annotation, molecular function: protein binding. The coding region runs from base 106 to 597 and encodes 163 amino acids. The record is from RefSeq and is a predicted model, not a curated record.